Molecule: messenger RNA, 6645 nt
Organism: Gregarina niphandrodes
Lineage: Eukaryota; Apicomplexa; Conoidasida; Eugregarinorida; Gregarinidae
Product: putative ATPase
Exons: 3
Coding region: 1-6645 (2214 amino acids)
Biological process (GO): phospholipid translocation
Cellular component (GO): plasma membrane
Molecular function (GO): ATPase-coupled intramembrane lipid carrier activity; ATP binding; ATP hydrolysis activity
Source: RefSeq, a predicted model, not a curated record
AUGAAGAGAAGGCCUAGGAAAGGAAGUGCUGGAUUGCCGCGAAUUAUUCGUAUAAGAGGAAAUCAUUAUUUUGGAUCAACUACAUGUGAUAGUUCGUACAAUGACUCUAACGCCAUAUUCACGGCGCGUUAUACGGUCUUGAAUUUUGUGCCUAAGAAUCUAUACGAACAACUAACAACGAUAACCAAUGCAUAUUUUCUAUUCGUAAUGAUACUCCAAUGUAUUCGUCCCAUUUCUGUAACCGAAGGUGUUCCGACGAUUGCCGUGCCACUGGGGUUUGUUUUGGCGGUUAAUGCUGUGAAGGACGCGAUUGAGGAUCUUAAGAGGCAUCAGUCAGAUCAUAUGGAGAACAAGCAGCUGUCGACGAUAAUCAAGACAAGACUGGCGGACGAUUCAAAACUUCCAAAACGAAAGCGAGGAUCUGGUCGGGCAGCUGCGGGGGAUACUACCAUGGGUGAGCGGUGGAUGGGUGAGAGCACAAUGGGGGAGCGGACAGCGGAAAAUAUGUCGGGAUUCCGUCAGUUGGAGCUCGUAUUGAGAGAGAGCGCGCCGCAGGAGCAAAAGGUCUGUGGAGAGGAAAAGAACACAAGACGUAAGAACCAAGGUUUGCUAUGGUCUCACGCAAUGAAUGAACCUCCUCUGGACACGACCCUGUGGCGAGGAAGCCUGAAUGGUGGGACCGGGCUUAAUACCGGAAGCGCUGGGACAGUUCCGGAAGGAGUGGACAUGGCGGAGGCUUUUCCGUAUGUAGCUGGGCCAUUGGCAGGUACUGGACCUUUGACUGGCGCCCAUGCCGGGAUCCUACAUCCGGGAUCGGGAUUCAGAGAUGCGAGUACACCGCCUUCAGCGCUGCCCACGACGCCACUUACUACUUCCAAUCAUGUUACGACGUCCAACCAGGCCGUGCUACAAGACUGGAAAGGCAAGCUGUAUUCGGUCCAAUGGAGGAACAUCCAAGUCGGUGACCUGGUGGUGGUCUUCCAGGGUGAUGUUUCGCCUGUAGAUGGACUCAUAGUCGCAAGCAGCGACAAACGAGAGACGGUCUUCAUCGAAACUUCCAGCUUAGACGGAGAGACCACCCUGAAGAUCAAAAAACCAGUGCUGGUCCUGAAUCGACUUGUGCAGGCAGAUGGGCGGCGGGCUACCGCAGGCUACGACCUUCUUUCUGCCGGGCAUGGGUCAGGAGCGGGCUACGCAUCUGAAACAGGAAGCUUGGCACAAGAAAGUUUGGCACAAGAAAGUUUGGCGCAAGGAAGCUUGGCGCAAGGAAGCUUGGCACAAGGAAGCGUGUUGCGUGGGGGGGCGGAGGAGAACAUCGAAGGGGUGUUCCUGAGAUGUGCGUCAUUGUCGUUGUCGGUUGAAGUCGGUGCUCCCUCUCCGGCGUUGAACGAGUUUAGUGCUACAUGUCAUCUGGGUCGUGGCAUAUUUGAUCUGGCCAGAUGGGAGAGUGUUUGUGGUCGAACGGAUGUGCACACGGUGAUGGCAUCUCCUGAGAACUUAUUGUUGAGAGGCUGUCGUGUGUGCCACACGAAUUGGGUAGUUAUAUUAGUUGCGUACGUGGGUUCGGAGACGAAGAUACGGUUGAACUCAGUAGCAACAAAAAAGAAGACAUCUAAGCUAGAGAAGAAAACACACAGACUAGUAUUGCUCAUGUUCGGUGCAAUGGUUACCCUUUGCGUCAUUGCUAGCGGACUCACUGUGUGGAUGAAGAACUCCCCGACAUAUGCUCCCUAUCGCUACACUGGUUUCCAAAUCAAUAGUCGCCCAGGACAUGAGAGGAAGAGGGAGAUCGUACUGUCAUACAUUAUCUCAUUCUUCACAUGGAUGCUCCUUCUAACGAAUUUGGUACCGAUUUCAUUAGUCGUAUCGAUGGGUCUGAUUAAGGCUUUUCAGGCCUGGCAUAUGACUAAGGACAUUAAUAUGACCAGCGAAGAUCCUCAUGGCAGCUGCGUGGUUCGAACCAGCGACCUUAACGAGGAACUGGGACAAGUGCAGUAUGUCAUGACGGAUAAAACAGGCACCUUAACCGCAAAUAACAUGGAAUUCAGAAAGUGCGCCAUAAACCAAACUGUUUACGGCGAGGGACUCACUGAGAUGCGAAAGAGAAUACUGCAACAAAAGGGCUUGCUGCCCACAAGAGCUUCUGCUUGCCCGCCGACCGAUAUGAGUGCUACUGGUAUGAGCGGGCCUGGCGUUCUUGGAAUGACUCGAACAGUUGGCACUCACACUGGCGGCGGUGGAGCAAUGAAACCCGUGGGAACGGCAUGCGGGAUGUUGCCUCCGUCAGCUGGCAUGCCGGCGGAUCCUCUCAUGGCGAGGACUCACAGCCCGAAUGGCAUGUCUUUGAACCCUAACACCACGUUGUUAAAAGCACUCGAUUUAAACCCGUUCAAUUUAAAUCCCGUCAACUCAAUCCAGUCCACCGCGAAUGGUUACUUGCCCACUGGAACUUACAUUCCGGGGGAGUUUCGGGAUCCUGCAAACGUGGCCCAUUGCAACUGCUUCAGUCCAGCGCUGGAAGGACUGCUAACUCGGACUGCAAAAGGCUUGUCCCCGGAGAUGAGGGAGUCAAGACGUGAAGCGGUCAUGUUUUUUCUCAACCUCGCUGUGAACCACAGCGCACUUGUCGACGAGAAUGACAGCUCUGUCUACAUCGCUUCCUCUCCAGACGAGGAGGCGCUGAUCUACGGGGCCUCCCGGUUCGGAAUCAGCUUCGAUGGACGGAUGGCCGACGGCUUGCAUGUGUCCUUCAACAAUCGCAAGCACAAAGUCUACAUUGAACACUUUUACCCCUUCGACUCUGUGCGCAGGAGAAGCACCAUCAUCGUUACCCUGGACUUCGAAGUCUUCCUGGAAGGCAAAAGGAGGCUGCCCCGGACGAGCCGGGCCUCCAGUCGGUCCCCAGAAAACCUCGACAAGUCCUCUUUUCAGUCAACGUCACAGAAGGCAGCGCAAGGGCUGGAAGCCGCAGAGGAGACAACGCGCAAUGUAGCGCACGGUGUAGCACCCGGUGCAAGACAUGGCCAAGUUAAUGCUAGCGUCGGAACAGAAUCUUUGUACUGUUCCAUACCAUGUAACGUUCCUGACCGGACUGGCGGCGCCCCCUUGAGUGGGCCCAACGUCAGUGUGGAGGCUGGCGCGGCAAAUAGCAGUGUCCGUGUUGACCUUGAUGGCGAGCUCAAUAGCAUUCUCUGUGAGCCUGACAACGCUCCGGAUGAGCCUGACAACGCUCCGGAUGAGCCUGACAACGCUCCGGAUGGUGUUAAAGAGUUACCGUAUGGUGUAACGAUUUCAUCUGACCCAGCCUGUUUGAGUAACCCGCCUUUGGAAGCUAGUUCGGUGGAUGACGGAAGCCGGGUGCAGGAUGGAAGCAGUCGUGGGGAUGAGAGUGAUGGGCGGCAGGAAGCUCCCGGGGAUGGUCGUUCGGAGCGUGCUGGUCGUCACCGCGGUAGUAAUGGCCGUUCGGAACGUGGUAGCAGCAAGAGCCCGACCCCUUGGAAAUGGGAAGGUCGAGGUCGUCGCAGGUAUGUAUUUGUAAAGGGUGCCGAUUCUAGUGUGUUCCCCUUGUGCAGGAAGGUGGCGACGGAGGUCGAAAAUGUAUUGUCGGAAUUCGCCGAAGACUGUUUGCGAACUUUGGUGCUGGCUUACAAGGAGAUAAAUGAAGACACCUACCAGCAAUGGAAACGUGGGUUGUUAGCGGCACAAAAAACGAACGAUGAUGCGGCUGUGUUGAAUACAUCAUUAUAUCUUGAGCAGGACCUGGAGUACCAGGGAAUCACAGGAAUUGAGGACCUUCUGGCAGAUGAGGUUCCGGAAACCGUGGAAAGUCUAUUGAAGGCAGGCAUCAAGAUUUGGAUGCUAACUGGCGACAAGUUCGAAACAGCCUUUAACAUAGGAUUGGGUACGAAUUUGAUUCGACAGAAUAGUAAGCAUUUAGUUCUGACUGAGCAAAGGCUGAUGGGUAGAACGAAUGAAGAGAUCUAUCAGGCAUUCAAUAUGCUUCAACAAAUACUCCGAAGCAGAGACGAACCGAACAGCGAUAUGGUCCGUAGUGGCGAACUCGAUCCGUCCAUGGCCAAGUGCCGCGUCACGUGUGACAUGGGUCAUAAGUCUAGGAGAACAUCUGAGAAACGGCUCCCUGAACGCAGGCUGAGUGACAGCAAUAACCUGCCGGGCAGCUCACCUUCGAGUGAUCAAGCCAGAGUGGACCAGACAAAGGUUGACCAGACAAAGGUUCGGCGUCAUCUCUCUGAUGAACCUUUGCGCGAGCGACACGGACAUACCAGCCAUGUCGAGAGCCGUCAGCUUUCCAAACCUCGACAUGGCUUUCAAAAUACCUCGGCACUUGCUUCGCGACAGACCCUUGGAGAUGUCUGUUCUGAAGUUUACUUCACAGACCACACCUCCUUAGGGAAUAGAUCCAGAGAAACCGCAGGAAACAUCUCUGGGGAAACAUCGAUACAGCAUCAAGUCUGCAACCGACGGACAUCGAUCAGAGAGGUUAGUCGGUCUAUGUCGGACCUGCAAAGUCCUAGACAUGAAAGGUAUCAAGAAAAUUCUAAGGCGGAAAAAGAACUAGAUGAUUUGCGCGAAGCAGAGUUGCGGGAAACAAACGGUUUACAGGUGAGAGUAGAGAUAGCGGAGGAUCGUGGACGUGUACCUCGCAGGUGGGUGGAUGGCCUGAUGAGCGAUGAAGACGGUACAGUCAGAGAAGAUGAGAUCGGAGGCAAAUCGUUCAGCCAAGAAGAGUUGGCCUCUAAGCUCACGGGAAAUCCGGUGCAUCAUGCUGACUUGUUUGUUAACCCGAGCGACGAGUCUGCGACUACCAGUCAACAUCAAACCAUAAUUUGGGACGGCGUUAUCCUUCGGCGAUGUUUUGAAGACGCUAGACUUCGACCAUUUAUUUACUCCUUAUCUUCGCUAUGCCAUUCUGCCAUCUUCUGCAGGACAUCCCCUCAAGAUAAAGGCGACGUGGUAAGACUCUGCCGGGAGUUUGAACCCAAGGCCACUUGCUUGGCUGUAGGAGACGGCGCCAACGACUGCAACAUGCUUAUGGCUGCAAACGUAGGUGUCGGAAUUAAGGGGCGCGAGGGAAUGCAAGCCUUUAAUUCGUCGGAUUAUGGAAUGACAGAGUUUAAACAUUUGAAGACCUUACUGCUGGUUCAUGGGCGGUGGAACUAUCGUCGUUUAACGAAAAUGGUGCUGCACACAUUUUACAAGAACUUUGUUUUUUGUAUGCCUACCUACUACUAUGCUGCCUUCUCGUUGUUCAGUGGCCAGAAGACGUUUCCUGAGUCUACGUAUCAGCUGUUCAAUGUGGCGCUGACGCAGUUGCCCGUAAUUUGUUACGGGAUCUGGGACCAGGACGUAUCUCGAGAACUGAGCAUGACAUUCCCUCAGCUGUACAAGACCGGGAUUGAAGAUGCGUUCAUGCGAUGGCGGUCGAUCUUGGCUUGGUUCUUGACGGGGAUAUGGCAUAGUGUUUGUGUCUUCUUUAUUCCGGUUAUUUCAUUUAGCGGUCUAAAUAUCACAGACAUCACGACUUACAUGCCGAAUGAUUUCUUUACUGUAUCGACAGUGAUGUUCCUGCAAGUGAUGCUGGUAGUGAAUGGCAAGCUGUUGCUGGAGACGAUGUGUCCGAACUACCUGACAUUUGUAAGCAUUGGAGUGUCCUUUCUGUUUCUAGCGCUACAGCUUUACUGCCUAUCUAUGUGGCCUGAAUAUGCACCGGCAUCGCUAGGUCUUGUUGAGAAGUUGUUACGAACGCCAAUGGCGUACCUGGUUUCUUUUGUGUGUUUAGUCGUAGCACUUUCGGUUGACAUUGUGAUUGCUGUGUUCGAUCGAACAUUUAAACCGGAGCUGCAUCAUUUAAUGCAGUUCUUGAUGAGGUUCGAGCAGGAACAAAGGUCAGCAAGGAAGGUCCUGAUAGUCGAAGCCGUAAAACAGGGCGGACCACAAUUACUUAAAGUAAUGGGAUAUGACCAUGACGCUACCAUGUUCGGUGAAAUACAGGAUACUGCCCCAGCUCUCUCGCCGUACUCUCACAAAAACUCCGCGGGCCACGUACGAGGAACGCCCUCCGGCAACGACCCCGCUCACGGAACCGCUCCCGCACCCGGCCCGAUCAAAACGGGGUACGAAAGCUCCAUUCGAUCUCGAAAACGACAACAUAUACCAGACGCUGUAGACCUCCAACAAGACGAAGAGAUUUCGGUCGCUCUUCAAUUACACGAGAAAGAAAAAGCCAAAGGCAACACCACCGCUGUCCUCCUUGAAGUACUGCAACUCAAACCGCUUAUGGAACAGAUUGUUGGCGGCUUCGCUUUCUCAAACUCCGACGCAGCCGUUCAACCACUAGCGUUCGGCCACAGUGACAACGACGAGUCCCCUAUCUCCUCCGAAGAGUCCGAAUAUGACUACGAAACCUCACAAGCUAUUUCUCCCGCCAGCUUAGACUCCUCGGCCAGAUACCAUGAGGUGGAGCCGCACAGAGUUGAAGAACCGUUCGACCUUGCGCCAUCGUCCCGCAACUCGCAAUCCGACGAUCCGCCUCCCGAACGGGCAACGCCGUCCCACGAAAAAAUACAGUACCCACAUCGACUCUCGAGCAACAGAACGGGCGAUCCCGGUGAGAAGGGAGACUAG